AGCAAGUGAGGCAUGUGGUGUGAUGUUUUGAGUCGAGGUGAUUGACCGGGAGAGAGCUAGGAAUACUUGAAGUACGGACAUAUUUUUCUAUUAUUUCACAUACUGAAUUACAUUGAGAAGAAGUGAGCUAAUUUAAUUACAUUUUAAGAAAGUUGUUGAGUCUCAAUUACACAUUCAGCAGAUCGUCAGACUACUUGAAACAGUUGAGAAUGUGCAAGACUGGAGAAAACAUGAAUGAUUCCGAGACGGCUAGCCUAGUGACUAGUCCAGUACGUCCUGUGACCGCAAAAGCCCCGGCCAAGAAAGAAUUAACCCUGCCUGAAAAACAAGACAAAGUGAAGGCCUACGCCCCAAAAUCGAGUUGGCAGCCGCCUAAACCGUACACAACAAAUUUCAAACUGUACCAGUAUAAUCCUGACGAGGCCCGCCCUCAGUCUAGGGCAUCAACACCAGGUCAGAGGUCACGACCUCAGUCACAUGUUCGGGUCACGAGAUCACAGAGUUGUGACGUGUUGUCACGCGCCAGUGCCAUCAGUGGGAGUGAAAUGAGCCUCAAGGAAUUAUCCACUCAGGACAAUUUGGUGGUCUCCACGGAGUUGCCCGGCAAUAAAAGUGGCAAUAAAGUUUCCUCAAAGGGACUCGUGAAGGGACUUAAGCGUCGCAUGAGAAAACUAAAGCCAAAGAAGGUUUCCUGCAAAAAUGACUACAGUAAACCCAUUAUGGAGACCAGUUUUACCACAAGUCUUCCUCACGAAAACUCCUUUGACAAUUCCUCAUUUGAGGAGGAUAAUGACGAGGAAGAGGAAGUUGCGGUAGUUGAGAUUCUCACAACACAAUCAGACACUACUGAUCCUUGCCAGAACAGUCGGUGGUGCGAGGGAUUGGCUUUUUAAUAAUUUUUUUAAAUAUAUUUUUAUCGCUGUAGUAUAUAUAACUACUAGCGAAUGUUACAAAAAUGACGAUACUUAUUGAAAUAUAAUGAAAACAAGUGUAUUGCAGUGAAGUUUUUGGCAAGUUUGGGUUGCUUGUGCGUGCAGGCAUACAAGUACCUGUGUGUGUGUGUGUGUGUGUGUGUGUGUGAGAGUGAGAGAGAGAGACGGUACACAGGCUCGUAUACGUACAUGCAAGUGAGGCAAAGUAAUUUUUAGAAGAAAAAAACUAUAACUUCCACUUUUGUUAUCCCAUUGAUAGGGGGAUUGUUUCUGAUACUUACGCUUAA
This is a messenger RNA of Lingula anatina, 1219 nucleotides long. RefSeq lists its product as uncharacterized. Lineage: Eukaryota; Metazoa; Brachiopoda; Lingulata; Lingulida; Lingulidae. The record is from RefSeq and is a predicted model, not a curated record.